Messenger RNA from Micropterus salmoides (largemouth bass), 7341 nucleotides. RefSeq names its product zinc finger and BTB domain containing 34 (gene zbtb34). The record is from RefSeq and is a predicted model, not a curated record. The transcript has 2 exons. Gene Ontology annotation, biological process: regulation of transcription by RNA polymerase II. Bases 210 to 1799 code for a protein of 529 amino acids. Gene Ontology annotation, molecular function: protein binding; DNA-binding transcription factor activity, RNA polymerase II-specific; RNA polymerase II cis-regulatory region sequence-specific DNA binding. NCBI's taxonomy places the organism in Eukaryota, Metazoa, Chordata, Actinopteri, Centrarchiformes, Centrarchidae.
CCAAAAGAACACUUCCUGUUGAUGCAAAAAUUGCAGCAGCAACUGUCUGACACAUCUGGACUGGAGAGGGGGGGAGGCCUGGCUGUAGCGUUAGCGAACUACUGAGGGGAAUGGACAACGUUUAACGCUAACAUUAAUGCUAAUCUGCAAGACGGUGAGUUGAGUGGACUUCAACUUUGGCUUGGACUGGUGACCAUAAUGCGUGUGUAAUGUCGGCACGUCUUUGCUCUUACAGUGCUGUCGACAAACUGGAGAAACAUAUCCAAGAAAUGGACGACGGCAGCUACAUCGAGUUUGAUGUGCCGGAGUUCAGUAACACUGUUCUUACCCAGCUCAAUGAGCUGCGGCUGCAAGGGAAGUUGUGUGACAUUAUUGUUCACAUUCAGGGCCAACCGUUUCGAGCCCACAAGGCUGUGCUGGCAGCUAGCUCACCCUACUUUCGUGACCACUCAGCUCUCAGCACCAUGAGUGGCCUUUCCAUCUCAGUCAUCAAAAGCCCUGAGGUGUUUGAGCAGCUUCUUGCAUUCUGCUACACAGGUCACAUGUCCCUGCAGCUCAAAGAUAUAAUCAGUUUCCUCACUGCUGCCAGCUUUCUGCAGAUGCAGGCCAUCAUUGACAAGUGUACCCAAAUCCUGGAGAGCAUCCACUCCAAGAUCAGCCUCCCAGUUAAUAUCUGCAGCCCCGAGAAGGACGACUCACAGAGCAGCCGCAAUGGGGUCAAUGACAGCAACCUCUUUGUAAACCCUACCCAGAUCUCCCCCCCUUACUACUCCCGGCAAAGUCAGGCAGGACACGAAGCGCGCUUUGAGCUGGCGGGAAAAGGCCUGGGCCGGGGGCGACAGCAGCAAGAGGAAGGCCAGUCGGACCGAGGCAGUAGUGAUAGUGUGUCAGAGCAUGAUGCUCCCUUGGAGGGAGAAACAGAGCAAGUGGAACUGAUUGGCAAAGAUGGGCAAGUAACAGAUGUGCAUGUGAAGGUAGAGAAGACUGAGAGGCCCACUUACUCAGAUAGUUCCUCAGCUGGUGAUGAUGGCUACCACACAGAGUUGGUAGAUGGAGAACAGGUAUUAGCUGUUAGUGUGGGGUCUUAUGGUCCUGUCAUCCAGUCUGCUACCUAUUCUUACUCAGGGCUGUCCUCCCCGUGCUUUGUCAACCUUAGCAGCUCCAGUCCUUCCCGCUCCAUCCUCAGUGGCUUCAGAGGUGGCCGAGCCAGGGCAAAGCGCCCCCUAGCCAUCCCAGCAGGGGUGCUGAGUCAUAUCAAACCAGGCUCAGAUGACAGCGAAUCAGCUGUGGGACCCACAGGGUUGGAGAAUGAUGUGCGGGAGCGUAGCCUGCGGAGCCAAUGGUACCCUUACAAUGAGAGACUCAUUUGCAUCUACUGUGGAAAGACCUUCAAUCAGAAAGGGAGCCUGGAUCGCCACAUGCGCCUGCACAUGGGAAUCACCCCAUUUGUAUGUAAAUUCUGUGGCAAGAAGUACACAAGGAAAGACCAGCUGGAGUACCACAUCCGUGGCCACACGGACAACAAGCCCUUCCACUGUCAGAUCUGUGGCAAAUGCUUCCCGUUUCAGGGCACCCUUAACCAGCACCUGAGGAAGAAGCACAUGGGAGCAUCAGAGGGCAGUAAUCAUAUGGACUCUCCAGAGAGGACGGAGGGAAGCUCAGGUCAGAAGGACCAUGAGGAUACGUCUGAGGGGAUGGCCUUUGAGGCGCAAUACGCAGAAGAGGCACCAGCCAAUGAUAUGGAAGAGAGUUCAAAAUGCAGUCCAGAGGAGGCUCAAGCAUCAAGAUGUGAUUUUUAGGUCCUGCUUCAGGUUCAGGAAGCUUUAAGAAAUGUUUAUUUUAACUCAACUUAAAGGACUUUUUUUCUUUUGGAAUCGGCUCCCUCUACUGUGGACAUUUCUUGCAUCAAGGGUUUCUGUCAUUUUUGUGAAAGUUAGAUGUUGAAUGCAGAGAGCAAAUGGGUGCUUUAUAGAAAUUUGAUUCUUUCAAGCAAAGGGAGUAACAACUUACUAUUUUUGAGGAGGUCCCAAUAAUCAAGACCACCUAAUUGAUUUCUCUUUUUAUCUUUCCAUGUUUUUUAAAUAUACAUAUUUACAGAGUUAUAUAGGCAUGUUGCAAUAAUUGAUAAUGUGAAAGCUCUGGUAAGAUGCUAGUCAUAUCACAUUUUUACCUGACCCGUUUUUGCACAUGUGGCCACAGGAGGUCACUUACUCACAAGGAAUGAUUUUUCUGCCAGUGCAAAGCUUCGUGUGACAUAUCCGUUCAAUACCUCAUGAUGCAACUACAUACUCAUAACAGACAGUAUUUUAACUUAAAUGAAACUCACCAGGUUCUACCUCAUAGCCAAGAACCUACCAGGCACAGACGUGUUCACAGUUUUAAUCCGUUUUAGGUUGUAUGUACAGUAUCUUAUUGCCAAACCCUGUAAAGAAUAUUCUCUCAACACAAAGCCUUGAUACUUAGGGGAAAUAUUCCUUGCUGAUUGUAUGGAUUAGGGACAAAGUCCUUGUCAAAUGUUUCAUGGUCAGCCAGGUUGAGAUGAUGAUUUAAGAAGGUGCUACGUUAGGAGUGCAUUACAUUUGCUAGCUUUCUUGUGUGUUUGUUUUUGGCAAAUGCCGAAAAUAGAGAGAAACUUUCAAGAUAUGAUUUAGCUGUCUUAUAACGUUUGAUCUACACAAAACACUUAAGGAUUUUAUCUCUCAUCACUACUGCAGAUCUCACUCUGUUGGCCAAGAUGUGGUUUUAGAUGCUGCCAUCCAUGUAAUGGGUGAAUUACAUCCAAACAGUGAAGUCAUUUAUAUUCCUCUAUACUCUGAUUGCAGACUUAUACUGAAUUAUUGUAUGUGUAAAUUGUUUUGUCCUGAGGUAGGCUUCUAGGUUAAUGCUCAGUGUCUAACAGAGACAGAGACCCAUUGUCAACUCAGCACAGUAGGAACAGCUCUAGAUGUGUUCACAUAAAUCUAUAUAGUAUACUAGCCUGAAUAAUAUGCAAACAGAAAGAACAAAGGAAUCUCAGCCAUUUUGACAUGGUUUUUCUUCCAUUCUUUGAAAGAGCUAUUAGGUUGUUUCCUUUUUUUCAUUCUUCCCUUACUUUUAUUAUGAGACAAUUGAUCUGUGAUCUUUGUCCUCUACAUUGGUUGGGGUCAAAUGUAGAUUUUAAAUAUGUUUGCCAUUGUCAGUCCUACUUUAUGGUGUAUUAAUGAUGGACGAGACUUCUUAACUUCGUCCCACUGUACAAAAAAUGAAGCCAAAAUGUCACUAAUACAGGCGAUGCCAUCUUGGGCUGGGGACAUCAUUUGGAGCCAAAGUCUGCACGGUAGUGGGUUGGAGACGCGGUAUCAAAGUCCCGCCCACACAGACUUGCUGCUCAGUUGCUAGCAGGACUCAGCUGUCAAUCAUGAUGUGAAACCCUUUUUUUUUUAUACCAUUAAAUAACUAAUUAAAACCAAACUUGACACUUGAACAUACAUCAGUUUGAGAAGAACUACCUAAAAUGACAGAAACCAUCUUUGGUAAAAAUGUAUUUGAGGUGUACUUGGAGGGGGCGGACCUAUACUUGACAUAUACUGCAGCCAGCCACCAGGGGGCGAUCAAGAUGUUUUGGCUUCACUUUUGGUGAGCGGUCAAUCUUUAUAUACAGUCUAUGGUGUUGACAUGUGGCUUGCAAGAUUAAGGCUAAGGGUUACAUGUUAGAGGUAGCUGGUGAUCCAAAGUAUUGAAGCACUUUGCAAUGUAAGUAGGUGGGAUGGGUGCAAUCCCAUUGAUAAAAUGUGCUCAUUCCUGUCUUAAUUCUGGUGCAGCAGCUGCGUUGCAGAGUAGUGCUCGCUUCACAGCAGUGACUUUUCCUCUGAGUAAAAAUGUUGUGAACUUGGAGGAGAGUCUGCAGUAACAUAUAUACUAUUGGAUACAAGUCAUGCAUAUGACAACAUUAUAUUUUAUCUAUACUAUUUGAACCAUGGGGUUGUGGGAAGGGGGUGUUAAUAUAUAGAGACUUGGUUUUAUUUCCAUUGUGAUUUAAAAUGAUCUGCAUUCACAGUAAAAACAUAAAAGCCGCUUAGAAGGCCUGAUUGAUUAUCCUGUCAUAUUUUGCAAAGUUAAAGCUCAGCUGGGUGGUCCCAUUUGUGCUAACCUGCUUUCUUAUUUGCCAUCCAGCUGUUUAAUGCCUUUUUAGAAGAGCACCUGCUAUAUGCUUUUAUUUUGUUGACGUAUGGUCCAUGCUAAAUUUGUGUUUGAUUCUUUCGCAGUUUUCAUGUAAUGUUGUACUUUUGUGUGGAUUUGGUGGGAGAAUAUUGCGUUUUGUUGCAAAUGUCUAAUUACGCCAAGAGCGCAGCCAUUUUAUUCCACUGAAUGUGCGGUCACCGUUUUCACUCAUUGACAGUUAAGAUAGCAAACCAAAAUGUAUGGAAUUUAGCAAAAAUCGGUAUAGCUAGCUUUUCGUUAUCUUUUUGUUUAAGGAUUCAUCACAAACACUUUUGAUCAUCAUCACCCGCAGUCUGUCGACCUGUACAAUACUUUUUAGAUGAAUGUUUACUAAGUCAAGUUUAUUUUUUAUUCGCUGAUGUGAUGUGCAAGUUUGGCAGCUGAUCUGACCUCACCAAAGUCAGUUGCUGACUAAUUUGAAUUUGCCUGACGAUUCUUGCCCUUCACCUAGACAAAAAACUAAACAAGAAAUGCAUACCGUCUUGCGUUAUUGUCAGCAAGUUUUUGUGAGUAAUGGGUACAAACUGGUAAAACUAUUUUGUGCCAACAGUUCACACCAAAGACUAAUAGGUGGUUUUUAAAAGUAAAUUUUGACUGUAUUGCAAAAUUGAAUGCUCAUUAAGAAGAAUUUGUUGUUAAUUUAAUGUAGGACUAGUUCGUUGCUACUUGCAAGGAAUGUACGUUUCCCAGCUUCUAACAAUCAGUUCUGUAAAAUUUGAACAAUUUGCUAAGAACACAUUAAGUAGCAAAGUCAUAAAUAACAUCAUAUAUUAAGCCAUACAAAAGCUGACAAUAUAAAAGUUGUGCAAUAGGUAUUGUAAUUGUUUAAAGCCAAUGUAAACAAAAGAGAGGAUACUUCACAAAAAGUGGCAUCUUAAACUUAGUGCCUUGCCACAAGCUUUACAAUUUUGAUUCUGGCACUUAGAUUCCUGUGCCUCUUGUGUUUUUGUAAUGAAUUGAAUAGCGAGAUUAUAAUAAGACAUGGCCACAUUAUUUAUUGUAUGUGGUGCCAAGAAUGAAUAGAAAUUAAGUCAGGUCAUUCUUGUCCAUUUUAUAGUUUGUUUUUGUUUUUUCAGCGCAAGUCCUGCCCCCUGUUUGCUUUUUAUCAUUUGAUUUGUUCUCUUGUCAUUGGAUGGACAACUGAUUUUGUAGCAAUUGAUAACAAUCAAAUGAGGCAGACUUGUUCCCUGCAAGCCAUUGCCCCAUGUUCAGAGACUAUACUGUAUCCCUCCUCUAACAACUGAGGACAAUCUUAGCGAUGUACUGUAGUUUUAGGCAUUUCAAUGAAGGAAGGAGAUGCAUGAGAAACACAAACCUACUUCCUGUCUGUUCUCUCGGAGCAUCUGGCAAGGGAACAGCUGCUCGGGUAUUUAGCAGAUAAUAAACAGAAUAUUUGUGGAGAAAAAAGCUUACCCUCAUAUACUAUAGCUUAAUUGCACGUUGCUCAACCACAAAAUUGUAUAAAAUUGCCAAUAGAUAAUUUCUUAACUUGAAUUUUCUUGUAUUUGUGUCAUCAACUGUGCACUUACAGGUUUUUUUUUAUUUUAUUGAUAGUAAAUACCAAUUCCAUCUGGGAAGUCUAGCUUAGCUCUCUGCUAUAAUGGCCUCAAUCACUUUGGAAGAGACUUAAAUGGUGCUUUUAGACAAGUCAGAUUUUUUUUCUCUUAUCAGAUGACUACACAAGUCCAUAUAAUCAUCAUAUGUGAAUGGAGGGGGAGUUGUUUAAAUGCUUUUCACAAACUUUAGUUCCUUAUGUGAUAUACACACACGCAUAACCAACUGAACUUGACACACACUCAAAUCGACUCUUUGCCAACUCCUAGUUCCACACCUCUGAGUGGAACAGGAGAUGCAUUAUGGGCCACAAGUAAUCAAAAGGAAGUGUUUACAGGGAAGGCUGUCAGACUACUUUUUGAAAUUGCAGCUCGUCCUAUUCUUUUUAUAAUAAACUCACUUCAGGUAGUUUACAAACACUGAUACAGGCUUAGAAAAAAAUCUUAAGUCUUCCAUAGCUUUUCUGUCAGUUUCUGUCCACUGUGUAUUUUAGAAAAAGCAAUAACCUUUUUAAAAGUGGUGUAUUGGGAUCAUCAAGCCUAUUGAAAUAUUGGCCUGUCGUAUAUCAAACAAACGGAAAUGUCAGGGAGCUGUUGAAUUGAAGUAGGACCCGGACAAUUUAAUAUUGAUUUAUUUUUUAUAUAUUUUCUGAAACUUUGGACAGGUUGACUUCCUCCUAUAUAUAAAUAAAAAAGCAGUGUUGCUUGCUGGUGUUCAAAAUGCUCAUCAAACUCCAGUGGUAGUCCGUAAACUGCAACACAAGAGCUGAGCGUGUGGCUCAGUAAUCAAGCUCAGUGGCACUGUUCAGAGUUGCACCUCCAGCUGUGUCAAAUAAUGAAAGGGAUUUUGGGCUGUAUAGCCACUGUUUGGGAGCGGGCUCUCUGUUUUCAUGUUGAGGUUCAGUGGUCUCCUUUGGCUCAUCAGGCACUGAGACUAUAGUUGUAGUUGUUCAGGAUCAGGGGGGAAGUUUUAAGUCUAUUGUUGCUUGUUCCUUUUCCAACUCCCUAAACUGCACUAUAAAGUCUCUGGCUCAUAUGUAUUUGGUGACAAGGCAAAAAAAACUUAGAACUCAGGGUAUAUAAUGUUAAAAGUGGUCUCAUUUGACAUACAUCCUAUGUCCAUAGUUUAAUUGUGCACUUCUCUUCAGGUGGGAAAACAAGUCCUCAGUCAGUGGUUCCCAAACAUUCUGCCUCAAGGUCUCAAUGAGCCCAUGUUUUCCACAGAGCUGAAGCUUUAGGAGCGCUGAAGACCAUGAACUGAGCCAUGAUAGCAGAAAUACCCCAACUCCUAUUUUGUCCACUCUACACACAACCUCACAACCCAACUGUGAACCUCAGAACUCUACUGUUUUGUACAACUAUGAAGUAAAUGAAGCUAGCUAGAACUGAUGUUGUAUCUAUUGCCAUUUAUGAAUUUAUUUUAUAGCAUGAAAUAAAAUAUAUUUAUUCAAAUUAUAUAUUUUACUCAUAAUCAUUAUGUGCUGCUUCAUUUUGGUUCUUAAGCUUGUAAAUUGCUUUUUUAUUAUAUAAAAAAUGUCAAUAGAAUAAUGCGUUUGUAAAAUAAAGACGCUGAUUUGGCUACAAUUUG